Symbiodinium necroappetens is the source of this 405-nucleotide messenger RNA. NCBI's taxonomy places the organism in Eukaryota, Dinophyceae, Suessiales, Symbiodiniaceae. The record is from the annotation of a GenBank genome assembly.
AUGAGGAGCGCUUCUGUUGGGCUGGCCAAAGACAUGGUUGCUGCCGUGCCCCGCAGCAUACCAGCAAGCCCGCCUGCACGCUCUCUGGCAACGGAGCUUCGGCAGUUGUCCACGGCAUUGCAGGAGUCACCAGAUGCCGACUUGAGCACGACCUCGCUUGCUUCCUGCAGCGAUCCCGGCAACAGCCAGCUGCAUCGGAGCGGAGAUGCGCAAAACGGCCGCCGCCGCAAUCUUGCCGUGACAGGUCCAGCCCUGCGAGAUCUGUGGAGCUCGAUUGCGCACCUGAAGGGACAGUGCGAGAGCAGCCGGCGCCGCUUGGCCCAAGUGGAGCAAAGGCUCGAAGCGCAGCUCCAGGAUCGCCUGGAGAACAAGGGAGAUGUCAGGGAGCGCCUGGCGGAGAUCCAG